Molecule: messenger RNA, 1161 nt
Organism: Chondrus crispus (carragheen)
Lineage: Eukaryota; Rhodophyta; Florideophyceae; Gigartinales; Gigartinaceae
Product: WD40-repeat containing protein
Exons: 3
Coding region: 1-1161 (386 amino acids)
Biological process (GO): anaphase-promoting complex-dependent catabolic process; positive regulation of ubiquitin protein ligase activity; positive regulation of anaphase-promoting complex-dependent catabolic process
Cellular component (GO): anaphase-promoting complex
Molecular function (GO): protein binding; anaphase-promoting complex binding; ubiquitin ligase activator activity
Source: RefSeq, a predicted model, not a curated record
AUGCAUCACUUCCCCCGCCGCCCGCACACUGCCCCUGCCUCCACAGCGGCCGCCCCGACCCGCUACUCUGACCGCUUCAUCCCCCACCGCACCGGCUCCGACGACCUCCGCUCUGCUUACGAGCUGCUCCGCCCACCCACCCUCGACGAAAAUCUCCCCGCUCUCUCCAACACACCCACCCCGCCCUCCUCGUAUUCCCUCCUCCUCAAGUCCGAGCUCCUCGACACCCCUCCCUCCCUCCACCCAGUCCCCUCUGCCCUUCCUGCCGCCUCCCCCCCGGCAGACGCUCGCCUCCCCAAACGCCCGCAUCCCCGCAACAAUCCUCGCUCCCCCGCCCUCGACUCCCUCAAACGCGCCUCUGCUCCCCCAAAUUCCUAUCCCCCACCCCCCAACAUCUUUCGCUUCUCCGCCCCCCCUCGGCCCCACUCCCACCCCACCUCCACUGUCGCCACCCCCAUCUCGCAACCGCCCACCCCGCCAUCCCCCUUCUGUCUCGCCGACUCUCAUUCCCGCAGAGCCCUCCUCUCCGCCCGCCUCGCCCCCGGCCGAGCCGCGCGCAAAAUCGCACGCGUCCCGUUCAAAGUCCUCGACGCCCCAGCCCUCAAGGAUGAUUUCUACUUCAACCUCGUCGAUUGGUCCUCGCAAAACGUGCUCGCCCUCUGCGACUUGCAUCUCGGAGGGCCCGUGUGCUCCGUCGCCUGGAAUCAGAUGGGCACCCAGCUCGCGGUUGGAACCAUGCCCGGCGAUGUCCAGGUCUAUGAUACGGCCACGGGCAAGCUGCUUCGCUCUAUGCCAGGGCACACUGCCAGAGCGGGUGCCCUCGCCUGGAGCGCGGGCGUCUUGAGCUCGGGGAGUAGGGAUAAGACCAUUUUCAAUCGCGACUUGCGCAGCAGGGAGCCCUACAUUGCACAGCUGACGGGGCAUCGACAGGAGGUUUGUGGGUUGAAGUGGUCGUCGGACGAUAUGCAGUUGGCAUCGGGUGGAAACGAUAACAAUCUAAUGAUAUGGAAUGCGGCGGGUUUGGGCAGCGGUGGUGGCACGCGGAGGUUGACACGGGGAGUCAGGUUUGCAACCUGGCAUGGUCGAAAAAUGUCAACGAGUUGGUCUCCACCCAUGGAUAUAGUCAGAACCAAAUCAUUGUGUGGAAGUACCCGACGUUGA